UCGGUUGCAAGCACCGGCUUGCGGAUCCCGGGGAACCGGAGCGGGGCACGGGGCUAGCCUCUGGAUCCGGAGCUGGGUGGUGGUGGUGCUGUUGCAGCCGUGGCGCAGUAGUCUGAGCACAAUCUAACCAUGGAAGCUGACAACGUUGCAGAAUCCACCAACUGCCUUGCUAAUGAGAGUACCCAACAUAGCACCAGCAUCCGGUCUGCUUCUGUGGAUAUGGACAUCUCGAUUGAUUCUUCGCAGCCCAGCGCAGAGAGGGCUCCGACUUCCACUGCUGACGAGGGGAGUGGCCUCAAGCCUCCCGCUACUAAUGAACAAGUCACGGUAAAGCUGAACACGGAUGGAGGCAACGAGGUGUGGAUUAAACCCAAAAACUUCAGUGAAGGCAAUGGUGAAAGGAGAGAGCUGGAGGCGUUUUAUAACGACUCUCCUUCAGGGGACGGGCACACCGGCCCUUCGCUGUACCGACUGAACGAUCCGUGUCGGGCGGACGAAGAGGGCGGGGCGAUAGAUUACAUGUUGCAGUCUGCGGAGCUUGCGCCCCGCAAAGGGGCAGCUGGCGCCAGAGAGGUCGCCGAGAACGACGGCGCCCCGGGUCCUCCCGAGAACCAAGCCGAGCACGCGGACGUGGCGGUGGAGACAGGCGUCCCGGAGUCGGCCCCGCAGACGGACAAGGUGGAUGCAGGAACGGAUUCGAUCCCGGAGAGGGUGGAUGAUAUGGCGGGGGAUGGUCCACAGCAAGCGUCUGACGGUGCGGGGGGUUGCGGAUCACUCCUGCCUCAAGGCAAAGAUGGGGGUGACGUCUGCAACGUCGACACCGAGGAACCCCCUCUGGCCACAAACAUCACCCACGACAAGGUUGCCACACAAGGCGAAGAGGUGGAAGGGAAAUCAAAGGAUGGAAAGGAUAGUGCCACUUGUAAACCUCGGUCCAAAUGGUCUUCCAGUGCAGGGUCUUCAGUGAUUGAAGUGGAAAAAUCAUCUUUGUGCGAGACUGAUGCUGGAAAGGAAGAAGCUGAGAAAUCGGAGAUAGACAAGGAAACUAAGGAAAAAGUCCAGACGCCCUUGACUACGGAAAAUUGUUCAACAUCUAAGAAAACAAGUGGAAAGGACAGUUCCACCAUGACGAAUAAUAUUAAACGUGAAGAGGACUAUGUUUCCCGCCGGCCAAGGCGUACCACCAGGUUGUCCUUCCAGGCAGCUCAGGCCCAGGCCCAGGCCCAAGCCGAGGCCCAGACUCCGACAACUCGCCCUCAGAGGUCCUCGCGGUCCCUGGCAAAGGUGACGUGCGCCAACUGCAAAAAGCCCCUGCAGAAGGGCCAGACGGCGUACCAGAGAAAAGGAGCUCCGCAACUCUUCUGCUCCUCCUCUUGCCUCACCACCUACUCCCAGAGACCGUCGUCCAUCAAGAUCUGCACGUUCUGCAACAAAGAUAUUUUGAACACAAAGGAAUUGGUCGUGGCGCAGGCUGGGGCAAGCCAGGCUUUCCAGGAGUUCUGCAACGCUACCUGCCUGUCACUUUACGAGGCCAAGCUUCUUAAACCAUCCGACGAUGUGAGAUGCAGCAUCUGCAAUAAAAAAGGAAAGAUUCUACACGAGGUCAGCAAUGGGAACGUGGUCCAUCGGUUGUGCAGCAACGCGUGCUUCAGCAAGUACAGAGCAAGUAACGGCCUGAAAACCAAUUGCUGCGAUAACUGUGGGGUCUAUUUUUUUAACCGAGGAUUUAUGCUUCAAUAUUUGUAUCACGAAGGGCAACAGCGGAGGUUCUGCAACACAGGCUGCUUGAACAUGUUUAAAAAGAAAAACACUAAAGUGCUUCCUUGUGCUUGGUGCAACACUUUGGGUAAGAAUUUCGACAUGAUAGCAAACGUGGACACCAGCGGGAAGAUGGACUUCUUUUGUUCUUUGUGUUGCAUCACUUCGUACAAAGUGAAACAGUCUGGAACAAUAGGACCCAAGACCAAAUGUAAAUUUUGCAAAAAAAAUCUAUCGGAUUCGCUUUAUUAUAACAUGACUGAUCGAGUUGUGCAUCAGUUUUGCAGCCCAAACUGUUGGACUAAUUUUCAGCAAUCGAGUCCUGAAGGCAGCAUCCAACUUAAUUGUACCUAUUGCCACAAUAUUUUUAGUGGCAAACCAGAAAUCUUGGAUUGGCAGGGGAGCGUUCGACAAUUUUGUUGCAAAGUAUGCUGUGAAGACUACAAAAGACUACAUGGUGUUGUUUCAGUCUGUGAAUAUUGCAAACAAGAGAAGAUCCUGCACGAGAAGAUUAAGUUUUCAGGAGUAGAAAAGAAUUUCUGUAGUGAAGGUUGUGUCCUUCUUUAUAAGCAGGAUUUCACCAAGAAGCUGGGCUUGUGCUGCAUCACGUGUGCGUACUGCUCCCAGACAUGUCGGAGGGGAGUGACCAAAGAGCUGGAUGGAAAUACAUGGGAUUUCUGUGGGGAGGAAUGUAAAAGCAAAUACCUACUGUGGUACUUCAAGGUAGCCAGAUGCCAUGCCUGCAAGCGUCAAGGCAAGCUUCUGGAAACGGUUCACUGGCGCGGGGAAAUUAAACACUUCUGCAACCAGCAUUGCCUCUUGCGCUUCUACAGUCAGCAAAACCAGCCCAAUCUAGCGACGCAGAAGGGACCCGAAAGUCUGCUCAACAAUGAGACGCAGGAGUCUAAGAAUGCGACGUCUCCGACCCCCUCUCCGACUCCCUCUCCCACGAAAUUUGAAGAGAUCUCUGGCAACUUGCCCAGUGGUCAUUCUCGGGCAAGCUUGGGCAGUGAAGGUGAUGGAGAGAGCGCAGUUCAACCUGACUCUGCCGUCUCCUCGAUGACCAAACAGGCAUCUGUACAGACUCGGUCAUCAAAGCAGCCACCGCCGCCGCCACCUCCACCACCACCACCACCGCCACCUUCUUCACCACCUUCUCCACCUCCUGUAACACUGAAGAAUAAGGCAAUACUGUGCAAACCCUUGACUCAGAACAAGGGCAUCUCCUAUAAACCCGAAAUGAAGUCCAAAGGAUGUCAAACAGAAGAGGAGUGGAAGCCACACUUGGUUAUGGUGCCCAUCCCUGUGCCAGUCUUCAUCCCAGUGCCUAUGCAUAUGUAUUGUCAAAAUACCCCAGUGCCUUUCUCAAUGCCAAUCCCGGUCCCCAUUCCGAUGUUCCUUCCCACCACUUUAGACAGUGCUGAUAAGAUAGUCGAGACGAUCGAAGAGCUGAAAGUUAAAAUCCCUUCAAACCCAUUUGAGGCUGACAUACUGGCCAUGGCCGAGAUGAUCGCAGAAGCUGAGGAAAUGGAGAAAGCGUCGUCGGACCUCUGUGAUCUUGCCAGCAAUCAGAGUGCUGACGGCCUCCUCGAAGACUGUGACUUGUUUGGACCCGCCAGAGAUGAUGUGUUGGCCAUGGCAGUUAAAAUGGCCAAUGUCCUGGAUGAACCUGGACAGGAUUUGGAAGCAGACUUUCCCAAAACUCCAUUGGAACUUAAUACGGGUGUUGACUUCCUCUUUGACUGCGGGCUUGUAACUACAGAUGAGGAUCAACCAGAAUCUGAAAUACCACGGGCUGUCAGAAGGGGUCAGAAGCGGCUAAUGCUUUCCGAAAGCUGUUCACACGAUUCUCUUGCGAGUCAGCAAUGUUGUACCGGAUUAAAUUACUCUUACGGGGUGAAUGCUUGGAAGUCCUGGGUCCAGGCUAAAUAUGCCGGUGGUGACAGCAGUAAAAGUGGAGAGCUGAAGUUUGGACCUAAACCCAUGAGGAUUAAAGAAGACAUUUUAUCCUGCGGUGCUGCGGAACUAAACUAUGGCCUAGCUCAAUUUGUCAAAGAAGUACAGAGGCCGAACGGAGAGCGUUAUGAGCCAGACAGCGUCUACUACUUGUGUCUUGGGAUUCAGCAGUUUUUGCUGGAAAAUAACCGAAUGGUGAACAUAUUCACUGAUCUCUACUACCUUACCUUUGUCCAAGAAUUGAAUAAAAUGUUACAAGGCUGGCAGCCAAGUUUACUACCAAAUGGUUUAAUAUUCUCCCGGGUGGAAGAAGAGCAUCUCUGGGAAUGUAAGCAAUUGGGGGUGUACUCUCCCUUUGUUCUCCUGAACACGCUGAUGUUCUUCAACACCAAGUACUUUGGGCUGAGGUGUGUGGACGAACACAUGAGCCUGUCCUUCACCACUGUCGUCCGGCAGUCCAGGAAAUGCACCACGCCAAGGGGGACCACCAAGGUGGUCAGCAUUCGCUACUUCACGCCAGAGCAUUUCAAGAAAGGACGAGAUCAGGGCAGCACUGCAGGGAAGAGGAAACGAGAAGAGGAUGUUGCCGUUUUUGAGCAGAGGGAAAACAGAAUGAAUCCGUUAAGAUGCCCUGUGAAAUUUUAUGAGUUCUACCUCUCGAAAUGCCCUGAGAGUAUGAAGAGCAGGAACGACGUGUUCUACUUGCAGCCAGAGCGCUCGUGCGUGGCGGAGAGCCCCCUGUGGUACUCGGUCAUCCCCAUGGACCGCAGCAUGUUGGAGAGCAUGCUCAACCGCAUCAUGGCCGUGAAAGAGAUCUACGACGACUACACCAAGGACUCGCUAGAGGACGACGAAGUGGAAGGAUGAUGCGUGUCGUGGAUGUUGUACAAAGUGCUGUUAAACUUUUUAUCUUAGAGAAAAGGAAACAAUGGGCCAUUAUAGGCUGGCCUAGUUGGUGCUGCGGAAAAAUAAUUACCACACACACACGUACUUUCAGAGUCAUGUGGCCUGUUUGUGACAGCAGAGAUGGUUAGACUAUCACCAUUGUUCAGAGACAGUAUCCCUUUUAGCUUGAGUCCACUUGCUGGCAGUCGGGGUGUGCGUAACAUUCUCUAGAGACCCGGGAAAAAAAAGAAAUGUUCUUGCAGUCAUUCAGCAAGCAGUUUUGUACUUGCACUUAAAUUGGGAAAUCAAUGACAGUUUGCAGUGUACAUGCUGAUGUAGGUGGGUGAGACCUUCAUUUAACUCAGCUCUUGGGACUUUAGAAAAAGGCUUAAACAAAAACAAAAAAUUGUCCGGCAAACUGGGAUCUUGGUCGCUGCCUUCUAGAACAUUCCACUUGCUGCCAUUUUGUUUGGGGGAAAAGAGGAAUGGCGUAGAGCAGGGGUCCGCAACUUUAUUUCGUCCUUUUUUGCAACUUUAAUAGCACAUCACAAUGUUAUUUCACUUAUUUAUGAACAACUAAUGAAGAACAGAUACCAGAACCAAACACUGUCCGUCAAUGAGAAGAAAUCUGUACAAAUCCAGAAUCAACAAAUUUUACCCCCCCCCCCCCCCCCCCCCCCCAGGGAUAAAUGUACCCCAGGUUGGGAACCCUUGGUGUAGAGGAAGGAAGUUUAGGGCAAUGUUUAGCCUGAGCUGUGCAUGUUGCUAGCAUCCAUUUCCAGACUCGUGUCACACUAGCCCCCACCUGGAGCACACACCCACCCAAAUAUCUUUCACAUUCAGCUUUUACAUUAAAAGUUUUAUUUUCGUUUUGCCGUCCCUGGGAAAAGACGGGGCGGAGGAGUUGUUCUUUCUGGAGUGGACGUGGAGUAUUUUUUCCAUUAUUUUUUUAAACAUCUUUUUAUUUUGUAAGUGAUUAGCCACUGCCUGUAUUUUGGGCGGAGAUUCUCCUGAGGCCAUUUUGUGCAACAGUCUGCUGGGCCUCAACUCAAUUUACAUAAUUAAACUUCCAGCCAAUAUUUUCUGAGGAAAUCUCUGCCUUUAGAGCAAGAGAUGAAGCUGAGGAUAAUGAAUUGUCCUUUCGUUUAUUCCUUGCUGGAAUGUUUGCCGAUAUCCGAAUCUGUAGAAAUAUCCGAUUCCAUUUUGUGUAUUUUUAAUUAUAAACCAAAAAUAAAAUACUGUGAAUAUUUAUAGUUAAUACCAUAAAUACUGACGCAGCAAACUUUGCAGUGUGUUUGGGGGGGGGGGGGG
Molecule: messenger RNA, 5910 nt
Organism: Amblyraja radiata (thorny skate)
Lineage: Eukaryota; Metazoa; Chordata; Chondrichthyes; Rajiformes; Rajidae
Product: zinc finger MYM-type protein 3
Exons: 26
Coding region: 130-4581 (1483 amino acids)
Molecular function (GO): zinc ion binding
Source: RefSeq, a predicted model, not a curated record